Pyricularia grisea is the source of this 6510-nucleotide messenger RNA. RefSeq lists its product as uncharacterized. Bases 301 to 6207 code for a protein of 1968 amino acids. Gene Ontology annotation, biological process: proteasomal ubiquitin-independent protein catabolic process. The transcript has 3 exons. NCBI's taxonomy places the organism in Eukaryota, Fungi, Ascomycota, Sordariomycetes, Magnaporthales, Pyriculariaceae. The record is from RefSeq and is a predicted model, not a curated record. Gene Ontology annotation, molecular function: proteasome binding; peptidase activator activity. Gene Ontology annotation, cellular component: nucleus; cytosol.
GCGAAAACGAAACAGACAUAUCAUUUAUCUUGGGUGAACCUUGGCGAAUAGGCGUCGAUUCAUGCUGACGCCAGAUCGUUCGGCUGAGUUUACCAGUGAUUCAGUCGCGCCUCUGAGGCAGCGAUCCACAACGUCAUCCAGAACCAGGCAGUUUCGAUGCCACGCGUGCGCACUCAUCCACGCCGCCACCAUCGGCCUUCGACCCUUGUUUUUAUUUAGACCGACUUGCUCCCAUUUCGCAUCCCCUCCACAUCUAACCAAUUGAUCGCCCACCAACCGACUCGCCACGCACAAUCAGCCAUGGAUGAGGCGGAAACGCACGCCACCUCGGCGGACUCGCUCGCGGCCGGGCACGCUGCGGCUGCGCUGCAUUUUGUCGGCGGGCACUUCGGAGUGUCGGCCGAUUCGAUAUCUAGAGCCACAUCGCCCGGCCUGACGGUAUCCAAGAACUCCGAAGACAAUGACAAGCGAUACAGGCCCCGAACCUUUGCCUACCAGCGACUUCUGCCCUACCCCGUCGAAGAUGAGAGCUAUCGCGAUGAAGCCCUGGCGGGCAUCCUCAAGAACCUCUACAUGUCCAUCAUGGCCGAGGACUUUUCGCCUGGUGCCUUGCACUGGACUAGGGAGCUGCAAGGCUGGUUGAAUCUCAAAUUUGAGAUGACGCGAGAGCUCCGUUCCAAACUGGUUCAGGUGUACUAUCACCUGGCAUUGGCGCCAGGUCUCGAUACGAAUACAGCAGACCGUUUUACAAAGAUGCUGGUCACUCUCACAAGGAGAAAGCACUACCUCAAGCCAGUAGAAGAUCUCGUUCUCGACUGGCGACCCCUCUGGAAGGAAAUCAAGGCGCUGGUUCUCCCGUCGGAAUGCCCAUCACACCAGAGCCGCCGGCGUCGAUCGCAACGGCAUCUGCUCAGGCUCUGCCUACAUUCGCAGAUAUACUUUGACCCCAGUUCAAGGCGCGAGAUGUUGGACGAGUUUCUGCCAUUCUUCAGCACAUCGGACUUGACAAACGCGUAUAUCGUUCUCGCUCUCGUCACUACCAUGCUGCCAUCAACCCCGUCGGCCUCGACCGACGAACUUUCCCAACCUUCCGAGUACUUCCCGACUCUAUUUCACAUCUGGUCACUGGUUAAUAGGUCUAAAAUAUUUGACCAGUGCUUCAUCGAUGUAUUUUCACGGAUGUCACGGGACUACUUAGGAUGCAAUGAUGUGCCUUUCUCAGAACACGGCAUCUUCACCAAGGAUCAGUCUGAUUAUAUCUUCACGGCUAUCCUGCGGCUCACCGAAAUUCCGGUUGGCCAGGCCAACUCUCCCUACACAACGCUAGAUUACUCUUCGGGUCUGGCAGUGUACCUGGAGAAGGACAAGAAAAAGUAUCCUGUGCCGUAUAUGAUUGCCCGAUGGAUCGUACACUCCUUGUCACCCCAUUGUCUGGGGAAAGAUAGUUCGAUACUGCUGAGUCUCGAGGGUCUGAUGGAGUCAAUCGACACUUUUUUCCACCCGUCAAAUCACGGCUCUUGGGCUCAAUUCCUUGGUCAGCUCACUUAUUAUCUCACUGACAUUUUCGUCUCGAGAUGGAACAGAGAGCAGAGUGGGGAGCUCAAUCUUCCGGCCGAUCGAAAGAUCAACGAUGAGCUCAAAAAGAGAUUCGUUUUGUCUCUCAGGGAAGUUACUUUCAUGGGAUUGUUUGCCAAGAGCUCCAAGGUCGCCAAUUACUACUACUCCACGUUGCAGGGUCUUGCAUACCUGCAACCCGAUCUCAUCCUCCCGGGUGCCCUUCAGCGCUUUUACCCUAGCUUGCAAGGGCUGGUUGAAGUCCAUCGAACGACGGCCAGUCUCUGUGGACUUCAAAUGAUCACCAACAUAAUGGCUCGUCAAAAGGGGUUCAGAUGCCAUAUAACAGCGUUGAUGGCUUUAGCACUGCCCGGCAUCGAUGCGAAUGAUCUGGGGAAGACGCAAUACACACUGAACUUUUUCCAAAGUGUGGCUUACAGCAUUCCUUUGGUGUCCCUUAUCAAAGAGCAUGACGAUGUCCACGACACCUCACUUGCCAUGCAGUUUGUACAGGGAGAGAUGGAUAGAAUGGAGCAAGAAGGUCAAGAUGUUAAGAUCAACUACGACGAGGAGCUCACCGACGAGAUGGAAGAAGCCAUUGUCCGUUCUUCCACGGCUGGGUUUGGAGAAUUCAUCAUUGCGUUGCUUGGCAAAGUCUUUACCCUCCUAGAGAACCUCCCCGACUCUUCACACCUGCGAACUGGCUCUCCCGAGGACAAUGUCAUCAAUACCUUGCCGGCGGCAUUAACCCCACUUUUUGCUUCUUUGUCACCAGAGCUGUUUGAGAUUGCUCUCGAGAAGCUCUCAAACUUUGUUUCAACUCACGUCGUUCAUCAGGCACGUGAUGCCAUGGCCUGGAUAUGCAAUGCUUUGUGCAAAGUCAACCCGGAAAAGACGCUCAAGGUCUUCAUUCCGAUGCUCAUAGCCAACAUCCGCAGCGAAAUUGACGACAACGGCGCUGCGUCCGAUCGGAGCAGUGGCACAGAUGUCUUGCCCCGAGAUCGCGCUCUUGUUUGGCACGUCAGCAUGCUGAGCAUGUGUGUGGUUCAUGUUGGCAAUGAGGUGUUGCGGUAUCGGGCCGAGCUCCUGGGCAUCGCCCAGUACAUGCAGGAAAAGUGUCGCGGACUGCCAACUAUUCACAUCUCGAAUUUUGUCCACCAUCUUCUCCUGAACCUUACCCAUACCUACACUCUCGACAACGCGCUUUUCGAGCCGGAUGUCAUCGCCAAGGGCCUAGGAGUUGAACACUGGGGUCGCGUCACUGCCCCUGCAGAUCUCACCAUCCACUGGCACCGUCCAUCUCGGGAAGAAAUCGAGUUUGCUGUUGAGUUGUUUGAGCUGCAGGCACACGCGGCAUCAAAACGAUUGGAGACUUUGAUGAGUGACGACUCUCCAAUUGCAAGAUCAGCGAAAAACAAGGAAUGGAGUGACGAGGUUUCGAGAGUCCUCUCACGGAUCCGCCUGGUGAUAUCCGGUGUGUCGGCUCUUUUUGAUCCUGAACGAGUCGUGAACCACAAGGCGAACGGUCAUGUCGCUGAACAAGAUGACAGCAUGGAUACGGACGGCGACACCGCGAUGGACGAAGAUGACGACCCUCUGGCUGAAGCAGCAGAUGAUGACGAACUGAAGCGAAAAUACAUUUACCCCGCGGGAUAUCUCCUGGAUCGUAGUAGUACUCUUUACGAGCAUAUCCAUCAACUACGGGAAGACAUAGGCCGCACUCUCUCACGAACGCACCGUUUCCUGAUUGCCGAACAGGAAGACGACGUCCCGUGCUUCACUGCUCUAUAUGCAGCGUAUCGGACAUGGAUAACAGAUGUUGGCAUUGAGAGAUCUGCGCAUCCGCUUGAGCGCCUCCUCCGCCUCUACAAGGCAGACGUGGGCCCGUUCAAGGUGAGCGGACUACGAAAACCUUAUCCCCGUCCUCUACUCGUCAAGCGAGCCGAUGCAUACCAGCUCCAACGCGUCAAAUACAACGCAUCAUACCGUCAAAAGGGCGAGCUCGACAAGCAGCUUCUGCUAGAUCUGGCAGAAUCCUGUACCUCCGUCUACGCAGACGUGCGUAGGGUUGCACAAGGUUCGCAGGACUCUUCCUUGAAAGUACUUAUUGGCGGGAGGCCACUAGUCAUUCCAAUGCUACUCAAAAAGCUUCGCAUUGCUCUUGAUGAAGUCAAUCACGAUCGCAUCAAGGGUGCCAUGUAUACCUUACUCUUCACUAGCCUUCUCAAGACGCUUAUGAAGGAUUGGCGGUUCGCCAGUGAUUUUAUGAGAAUGUAUCUGGAGACAGCGAAUGUGGAUAAAGCAUCCAUACAGGCAUUAGGUUCCACCGCGCUCUAUUCUUUGAUGGACUUUGGUAGACCGCUGGAACGUUUGAUACUCAAGGAUGACUCGAUCAUUGAUGGGAUCAAGCCCGCCGACGACUGCUCUGCGCGGAUUAAGAAACGGCACAAAUUUAUUCUAGAGCGUCGUGCCAAGGUUGAAGCGAAGAAGUCAGCACUAGGCCUGGAGCUUACCGAGAUGGCACGGGUGAGCCAUUGGAAGGUGGCGACGAGGUGCAUUCUGUUUGCUACAAACCUGAGUAGCCGAUUUGACACUAUUGCACCUCCCGAGUACAUUGAUCUCGUCGUCAAGGGCACCAAUGAUCCACACCCGGGUCUGAGGAGUGGCUACCAGUCGGCGUUUAGUACGCUCUUCACUACUAUCGAUAUGCGCGCUGUCUAUGAUCACGAUUAUCGCAAAUUCCUGGCCGAGGAGGUCAAAGACCAGCAGACAAUCGAAGUCCAAGUGCCUGAAGAUGAUCCGCAGUGGACAGACCGCUUCCUCAAAGGCUUUGAGGAUUACGAUAACACUCCAGACUUUUACGUGGACACCGACCACCCCGGGUGGCUUGUUUGGGGGAAGAAAUUCCUGGCUAUGCGAUCCCGCCCAUUGCCCUUUGAAGAUUAUGAUGAUGUCGAGAAGGCCGCACGAGAGCAAAUCGGCAAGUUGCUGGACAAAGACUGGUUCAAGCAAUGCUUUGAGUACAUGAAGCAAGAGCCUAGGGACAGUGUCAAUGAUCGCUUUAGGAUGCAAAACGCUAUUCUGUUGAUUCACCUCUUCGAUCUGAUGAACUACAACGUCACCACGGUCAAGCUGGAAGACAUUAUCGAUCUCGUCAAGGAUGUUUAUGGCGAUGGUAGUGACAAACAUCAGCAUCGAGCAACAUCCGAAAUCCUUGGAGCUCUUUUGUCGGGAAGCGCUGAAGACCCGAUAGAGAUGCGGGCCAAAAUUUGGAAGUUCGCAGCUCCUUGGAUGUUGAAGAUUCUAGCCGAGGACCUAACGCCAGACAAUUUGUCUUACUGGAUGACAUGUCUCCAUGUCAUAGCUGACGCCAAAGACCCCCGAAAGUUCCCCGAGUUCAUGAAGAGCAUAGGAGCCUUCAGGUUGGAUAUGAGCUCGAACGCGGCGUUCAAGGAAUCCUCGCAGUUGCAGCUGCUGGAGUUACUGAUCAACAAUUCAGGCUGGCACUUCCGUCACGAGAAGCCUAUUCUUGAUGACUUCCUCGCGCACAUUGAUCACCCCUACAAGUCGGUUCGCGAGUCUAUUGGCAGGGUCAUAGCUACGAUUUACCGCAGUCGAUACCACGAGUCUUUCCCUAACGUUGAUGCCCUUCUACGAGAAAACAAAGAAGCCUCGUCUAUAGGCAUCCGCCCGUACCAGCCCAAUUCCGAAUUCAAGGACACGAUUAUAGAGGUCUUUGAGCGACUUGAAAAGUGGCGCCACGAACGUGAGCCUGGACAGCAGACCCCCUCCAGCUACACUUCGGGCUCCAAGACGGUACUCGCGUGGCUAGAUACGAUGCUCAGUUCACAUGAGUGCACUCAGCUAGUCCAAUUCUUCCCGGAUCCGUUCAUCAACCAACUCUUGCACAUGAUGGAUGUCAAAGAGGACCCAGAACUCAUGCGCCUGGCAUACCACGUGUACCGCCAUCUGCCGAACAUCCCAUUGCGGGAGGGAGAGGAUGACGCCUUCAUAAAAGCCCUUAUCAAGGUGGGCCGAUCGGCUUCGUCGUGGCACCAGCGGCUUAGGGCACUGGUCAACAUGCAGGUUGUCUACUUCAGGCGACUAUUCCUCACGGCGCCGCCUCAGAGAGCGCUUCUAUUUGACGCUGUCAGCAACAUGCUUGCAGAUGCUCAGCUGGAAGUUCGCGAUGGCGCAUGCGCAACACUGGCAGGCAUGAUUCGCUGUUCCCCGCACGUCUACCGUGAGCCUAUCAUCCACAAUCUCAAAGCUCGGUUCGAAGAGCAGUUGAGUCAGAACCCAAUGCCCAAGUCCAGGCGAGCUUUGCAAGCUUCGGGCACAUCUUCGGGCACAGAGACUCCAGUGGAUAUUCAGGCUCAGAUCAGGGCGCGGCAUGCCGCGGUCCUAGGCUUGGGCGCAUUGAUUGAGGCAUUCCCGUACCUUACCCCGCCGCCCAAGUGGAUGCCCGAGGUGCUGGCGCUUUUGGCGAGGAAUGCGGCUAGUGACCCUGGCAUCGUGGGCAAGGCUACCAAGACAAUCUUGGCAGAGUUCAAGAAGACGCGACAGGACAGCUGGGGAGUUGAUCAAAAGUACUUCACCUCGGAACAGCUCGAGGACUUGGAGGGUGUUCUCUGGAAGAGCUACUUUGCCUAGGGUGGGUUUCAUCUGGACAGUCAACCAGAUUUUAGACCAAGUCCAUUUUGUAUCUUUCCAUAUUUCUCAUGCCCUUUGGCACUUCAUGAUGGAAACAGCAAAUUUUUAGUCUUUGUAACAUUUUUUUUUUCUGCAUGCGGUGCGGCGAGGGGUUCCUGGGGUGUAUACGGACGGACCGGAUUGCAUGCCCACAGCGCUAGGAGAAUACGCUAGAUGAAUAUCUACAUAUUCGAACAUGGCUUGCAGUGAUUAGUAUGAUUGGCCGUGGUUUAAAGCAAGAUGCACUCACAUAACUUCGGUAAG